UAGGCAGUCACCCAGAGAGAGAGAGAGAGACAGUAUGGAAUGAAAAGCUAUAAAAGGAGGUGGAGCUGGGUUUAAUUUAGCAAAGUGGGGUAGUGGAACUGGAAAUGAUGUUGACUCUCAUCACUGUAUCUGCUUCAACUUCAACCUCUUCACCACUUCCACUCUGAAUAAAAAUACCAAUUCACCAUACAGCGCUACCUUCACUAUAUAUAUAUUACAUUAUACACCAUACCCUUUCUCUCUGUCUCUUCACUGUUCACAAGCACAUGUGAGAAAAAUUAACGUUCGGAAUCAAGGAUAAAGAGCAAAAGUGAAAGUUUGUUGGUUUUCUUAGUCUUGCCGGUCUGUAACGCAGUGGCCAGUUUCAAUUUAGUCAGAGAAUGGAGUCUCUGAGCUAUGCUUUUGGGGGGAGAGCGCUGCUGUUUGCAGAGGAUACAGAUUUCCAGGUCGAUGGUCUCGUGAGAAGUAGAAAUUUAUUGGACAAGUGGGGUGGAGAAUCACUUUCUAUUCCUAGUAGGAAUUCAGUUGAGAGCAUGGCAUUUGUAGAACCCGUUUUGCCUAAUACGAUGAGAAAGUCGGUUUUUGGUGAUCAAUGCCUGAAGAUCUCUGGUGAUGAGGCCAACAAUCCUUCUGGUAAAUCGCUGCUGUCUACUUCUACCAUCACAUUAUCGGAAUUUAGCACCACAUUUUCCAGCUCUAUGAAUGCAGUCAUUGACGAGAAGUUGGCUGCUCCAAAAGAAAAGAAUGAUAAUCAAUUUUCUGUGGACAACUCAGUAUUGUCUUCUCCAGAGCCCUUUGUGCCAGCAAAAAGAGCUCGGAUCACGAAUUUGCAGUCUCAGAUUCCUACAUGCCAGGUUCUUGGAUGCAACAAGGACCUGAGUUCCUCAAAGGAUUACCAUAAAAGGCACAAAGUAUGCGAUGUUCACUCAAAGACUGCUGUGGUCAUUGUUAAUGGAAUCCAGCAAAGGUUUUGUCAGCAAUGCAGCAGGUUUCAUGUACUAGCGGAGUUUGAUGAAGGUAAGCGCAGUUGUCGGAAACGCCUUGCAGGCCACAAUGAACGUCGAAGAAAGCCUCAAUUCGACAAUCACUUAGGUGCCGCAUAUUUCACAACUGAUGCAUCAAAUUUCUCAAGAUUUCUCUCGGGUGGAUUUUUCGGGCUGCAAUAUAAUGAGCCAGCUAUGCGUAGUGGGCACCUUAAGUUGGAAGAAGAGCCAAGUCAAAUAUCUCAAUUACCAGCACCCAUGAAAUUCUCUCAGUCUCUUCCAAAAUCUCUCCUCCAUUUGCAUGGCAUGGGAAAACAGUAUCCUUCUAAGAAUUGCCUCAACCAUUCAUUAUCAGUUCAAGAGCUAUCUGUGGGCUCAAAUUCCAGCUGUGCUCUCUCUCUUCUGUCAGCUCAAUCACAGAACUUAGUAAACAACUCAGCAGGCACGUCAAUGCCUCAUCCUCAGAUCGCGCAAGAAAAUCUCCAUGCUGACCUCUGUACUAUUCAGAACUCUGCUAAAUGUUUUGGGUCUGAUAACCUUUCGCCAAGUAUUGUUAAUUCAUCUGGAACCGACCAAGAACGAAGCUCUGUUGGUUUGGAAGUUCCGCAAACCGAACUUUCACAAGAACCGAAUGCUCCAAGACUAAAGAGCUAUCUAUCAUCUGAAGGUGCAAACACUGUUGAUUUGCUCGAGUUGUCAAUACAUCUUCAAAGAGUAGAACAGCAGAAACACUACACACAAUUCAAGCUGGAAAAUGGUAUCUUCUGCCAUUCUACAAUUACUUGAAGAGAAGAGAAGCUGCAACAAAUCUUCGGAAUACUAUUCCUUUGCUGUCUUUUAGGUAGCAUUUGGAAGACAUGAACAAGAAAUUUUACUUUUGAAGAAAAAUAUGUAACCAGCACCUGGGCCUGAGGUAAUUAAUUAGUGUCAGAAGACAUUUAUAUUACUUAAGGUUGCUUAAUCUUUGUAAAAAGCCACCACAUCAUGUUAGUACUUGUGGCUCUUUGUGUUUGUUUGAGCCAAUUAAGUACUAUUUUAGAUGGUUAAAUAAGCUACUGAUUAUCAUACU
Messenger RNA from Sesamum indicum (sesame), 2052 nucleotides. Its product is annotated as Squamosa promoter-binding protein-like (SBP domain) transcription factor family protein. The record is from RefSeq and is a predicted model, not a curated record. Lineage: Eukaryota; Viridiplantae; Streptophyta; Magnoliopsida; Lamiales; Pedaliaceae. Gene Ontology annotation, molecular function: DNA binding. Gene Ontology annotation, cellular component: nucleus.